AUGUCUACCACUUUCAUUUCCAGUCGAAGGCGACAAUCGACCAUCACAUUCACUUCAUCGCGAAGAAGACAGGCUACAUCCAGCACAACACCCACAUCAACCGAAUCCUCGUUACGCACAGCAUCGUUACCGCCAACAGCCGAGCCACCCAGUAACCUCGCAUCCGACUUGAGAUUCGCCCAACUAAAAACGGAUGCUGCAAAUCCCAGCACAAUCAAUGGUCCGAUUCAGCCUCCUCCAGCAUGUUCGACAGACAGCGCUUGCGCAACAGACAAGACCUGCCACAGGGUAGGCUGCGUAGCCAUGGAGAACGCGGCUCCAUUUGGGGGCUCUGAUUCCACGCCAACCUCGCACUUGACCACCGCAUCGGCUAUUGCCGUCGGAGUAGGCCUUGUGGCCACCCUGGUGCUACUAGCUGGAAUUGCGUUCUGGGUAUGCAGACGGCGAGCACAAAGACCUCGCAACCAAUCGUUAGAAGCAGCCAUGCAAAAUCCCCUCAGCAGAUCUGCUUCGAAUGCGACCGACUCAAAGACGCUGGUGGCUUCGAUGCCAAACAGCCCGCAGAAUGUAGCUUUCACGUACCAGCACGCUAUGGGACCUGGGUUUUUUGCCAGGGCUUUGGUUUCUGAUGAAACAAAGGAUACGAGCAAACUGCAAGUGUCAACGGACAAUGUCUACGGGCGCUCUGGACCCAAAGCGCUACCACUUCUUCCGCUCCCAAACCUCCCACUUCCACCACCGCCAAAGGACACGACUCUCUACGCUCUCAACGUCAGCAUCAACAAGAGCAUGAUCAUGGACGAGGACAUGAUGCAAGCCGUAAGCCCGUUGCGAGGCAACGACACUCCACGUAGUAGCAUACCCCGCGAACGUGCGCCACGGUACAUAUUCGAAGAAUACAUUCCCCCACCCAUUCAGGCUCCGCCACCAAUAUCCAUUUGGCAGGCCCCGACGUCGGAUGCACAGAAUCUCGAAUACGAACUCAGCGCGUAUCCGAAGAAGAGCGAUUCAGACGAAACCGUUUUGUUAUCCGGUCGGGGCUCAGUGGUUGCGUCAGAACCGUCAAGUCCUCUGGUUGAAUCGUUUCCCGACAUUGACAGCAGCACACAUCGACUUUCGUUGGGAGACCUUCCACCUCCAAGUCCGAGCUUCAGCUUCCGUUCGUACGACUGGUACCAGGAGAUUAUUGAAGAUCCAACACAGGGCGAGCCUACGACACCAACAUUGUCAUCACACCGGUCUGCGCGAGCAUCCAGGAGUAGCGCAUUCCCCAAACCACUAUACUUUUCUCCCUCGAAAAAUACUAAGGCGGUAGAUUCGAGUCUAUAUCCAGAACCCCUUUCGCCUGGUGCACCUCCUGCUGCACCAGGCACGCAUUUACAUCCCAACUCGGCAGCGAAGCUGAGUCCUACGAGCCCAAACUUUCGUUUAUCACCUACUGUUUAUACCCCGCCACAACGGUCAUCAUUGCCAGCUGAGCAGCCGCCACUUGAAGCCAAACUCUCUGUGCGAGCGUCGAGGCUCAGUAAAAGGGGCCGCACACCGCAUGAUUCGCGGAGCUGGCUGCCUGAGGAAGGGCUCUAUCUUGCCGACGAGUGCGGACUUACCCGUUACUUGACCUUCCGCAGAGGCAAUGAGGAAGGCGGCCGGCCAACGAGCUACUCGCCACUGACAUGAGCUAGCCAGGUUAGCGAGCUUGCAAAUAGCUAUAUUCCGGGUUCUGCAUACCCCUCUUUCCUAGUGCGGCAGCGGGCCUCGGCCGACAUUGGUGGAUGCGCCUUUUCGGGUUACAUUACUCGUCAAGGAAGUUCGGCAUGCUCCUGUUGUGAGCGCGUCUAAAGCAUGCGCAGAAGCACACGGCGGCCUGCUGCCGACUUUGGACCAACAAGCGCACGCAAGAAGUCUGCAGCGCGGGAACAAUGCGGGUCGUUCGGACGCCAGACAUGGAGCCAGCCUUGUGCUCGCUCGACGCGAGCUUUGGUCAAGGGGAUCCGCAGCUGCUGCCUCAUCCCUGGCGCUGGGUGGCCGAUGAGAGCACAAACCAUUAUAAGGAUUUUAAUAAUUAUUACCCAUGACCAAA
Exserohilum turcica Et28A is the source of this 2080-nucleotide messenger RNA. RefSeq lists its product as uncharacterized. The transcript has a single exon. Bases 1 to 1677 code for a protein of 558 amino acids. The record is from RefSeq and is a predicted model, not a curated record. NCBI's taxonomy places the organism in Eukaryota, Fungi, Ascomycota, Dothideomycetes, Pleosporales, Pleosporaceae.